UAUAUAUCUCAUCUCCUUCCCCAUCUCUCCCAUCCCUCCAUACUGUAAGAAUUAAGAAAAACAUAUAUGGCAACAAAACCAGGGUACUUAACUCAAUGGCCCUGGCAAAGCCUUGGCAACUUCAAGUAUUUGCUGUUGGCUCCAUGGGUGCUGGAUGGAGCUCACAAGGCCAUGAGAGAUGGAUGGAAUGUAAACUUCACGUAUCUAGCCAUCCUCCCCCUUCUUCUCUCCAGAGUGCUUCACAACCUGGUCUGGAUCUCCAUAUCCCGUUUCCAGAAUGCCAGGAGCAAACACAGGAUCCUUGAUAGAAGCCUUGACCUCGACCAAGUUGACCGUGAGAGAAACUGGGAUGACCAGAUCUUGUUCAGUGGUUUUAUAGCCUACUCGAUCUCCAUGUGCUUCAGUACUGAUGCUACCAACCUUCCAAUAUGGAGAAUGGACGGUUGGGUCAUCAUCAUGCUCCUCCAUGCUGGCCCUGUGGAGUUCCUCUACUACUGGUUCCACAGAGCUCUUCACCAUCACUUCCUCUACUCUCGCUAUCACUCUCACCACCAUGCUUCAAUUGUCACCGAGCCCAUUACUUCUGUGAUUCAUCCAUUUGCAGAGCAUAUAGUGUACCACUUUCUCUUCUUUAUUCCUUUGCUGACGUCCAUCUUUACCAAGACAAGCUCCAUUCUUGCUAUUUUUUUCUAUAUGACAUUCGUUGACUUUAUGAACAACAUGGGGCAUUGUAACUUUGAGCUUGUCCCGAACUGGCUCUUCAAGGUCUUCCCUCCUCUCAAGUAUCUCAUGUAUACUCCCUCGUAUCAUUCUCUUCAUCACACUCAGUUUAGAACCAAUUACUCUCUAUUCAUGCCUUUUUAUGAUUACAUCUACAACACAAUGGACAAGUCUUCUGAUUGUUUGUAUGAGACUUCCCUCAAAGGAAAAGAAGAAAAAUGUGAUGUCGUUCAUCUAACUCAUCCUACAACCUUGCAAUCUAUUUAUCAUCUUCGUUUCAGUUUCCCUUCCUUGGCUUCGAAACCAUAUGAUUCUAAGUGGUACAUGAUGUUGGUUUGUCCGUUGUCGCUCAUAUCAAUGGCAUUUACAUGGAUCUAUGGUUCUUGUUUUACUGUUGAGAGAAACAAAUUGAAGAAACUAAUAAUGCAGACAUGGGCAAUACCAAGAUAUUCUUUCCAAUAUGAAUUAUCUUGGGAAAAAGAUGCAAUCAAUGAUCUGAUUGAGAAGGCUGUUCUUGAGGCAGAUUGCAGAGGAGUUAGAGUUUUGAGUCUUGGACUAUUAAAUCAGGGCAGAGAAAUCAAUGGAAACGGUGAAUUGUAUCUGAGGAAACACCCAAAUUUAAAUUUAAUGAUUGUUGAUGGAAGUAGUUUAGCAGCAGCAGUUGUUCUCAGAAGUAUUCCAUCGGGAAUAAACCAAGUACUGAUUUCAGGAACUCUCUCUAAGAUUGGCUGUGCAAUUGCAACAGAACUAUGUAAAAAGGGAACUCAGGUUAUGAUGACAUGCAAGACUGAUUUUGAUUAUCUGAUGUUAAGAAUGUUAGAUUCGACUUCAAGACACUUAACUUUCACAAGGAAUUAUACCACUCAGGUUUGGUUGAUAGGAGAAGGAAUGGAUCAUGCAGAGCAAAUGAUGGCACCGAAAGGCGCCAUCUUCAUACCUUUCUCACAGUUUCCUUUGAAGAAAGCUCGCAAGGAUUGCACUUACUACUCCACCCCCUCCUUGAGAAUGCCUGAUGCACUUGAGAAUGUGCAUUCUUGUGAGAAUUGGCUUCCGAGAAGGGUUAUGAGCGCAUGGCGAGUUGCAGGGAUAAUUCAUGCAUUGGAAGGAUGGAACGAACAUGAAUGUGGAGACACAAUGCUUGACAUUGAGAAAGUAUUGUCUGCUGCAAUCCUUCAUGGAUUCUUCCCUUUAACUCAAGCAUCAUAUGAAAAACAAUAAUUGAGACAAUAAUAGUUUGCUAUCAAAUAUAUCCAUGUACUACUUUGAUUUCGAUAACAUUAAAUGACAGUACUAUGAGUUAGUUUGAGA
Messenger RNA from Dioscorea cayenensis subsp. rotundata (Guinea yam), 2028 nucleotides. RefSeq names its product very-long-chain aldehyde decarbonylase GL1-4-like. NCBI's taxonomy places the organism in Eukaryota, Viridiplantae, Streptophyta, Magnoliopsida, Dioscoreales, Dioscoreaceae. The coding region runs from base 67 to 1938 and encodes 623 amino acids. Gene Ontology annotation, biological process: lipid biosynthetic process. The record is from RefSeq and is a predicted model, not a curated record. The transcript has 10 exons. Gene Ontology annotation, molecular function: iron ion binding; oxidoreductase activity.